AUGAACCACGAACCACCGUCCAUCGUCAAGGCAACAUCGUCAAUGUCGACCGUCGAGGUCACUGGCAGAGGUGUGGGCAGAGGAGAUCGUGAUGAUUCCGAUGAUGCUCCGCAACGUCGACGGACUAUUGCACCCGCACGGAGGCAGCGAGUCGUUGUGACUGCGGAUCACGUCGAUGAGCCAGUCAUCCCUGCGCCAGAUGUUCAGGAUGACCCGAUGGAGGCACCAGCUACUGUAGAUGACAUUCCUGCGGACACAGGCACAGAGGCUGCUGAGGAUGAGAAUGAGGGAUUUCCAGGUGGUUCGAGCGACCCAUCCGUGUUGACCCUGUAUGCGGAUCACAUUGCUUGUAGCGUAUGGAGGGGAGAGGAGCGUCCUGAAUUGAAGCUAUCCUCUCAUGGGAGGAAGGUCCACAGUUUAGGCAGGCCUGUCCCUACCAUUGAGGGACUUAUUGCUGGUACAGGACUAAGUCCUCUGAUCACGUGUUCGGUAGACACUGGCAAUCGAGGACUUUUGUCCGCGUUUGUGGAGCGGUGGCACCGGGAGACGUCUAGUUUCCAUCUCCUGGUGGGAGAACUCACCAUCACGCUGGAUGAUGUCUCCUCGCUUCUCCAUCUGCCCGUGAUUGGAGACUUACACGCCUUUCAGUGCUUGCACGUGGACGAUGCGGUUCAGAUGCUGGUCGACUUAUUGAUGGUCUCUACAAAGUCUGCCAGGGCUGAGACAACCCAGUGUCGUGGACCGUACGUACACCUGCAAUGGGUACGUGAUAUAUAUGAGCGUCGAUGCCAAACAGGUCAUUGGACAACUGCGGCAUGCGCAUAUCUUCUCCAUCUUCUGGGUUGCACUCUGUUUGCCAACAAGAGUGCAAUCAAUGUGCAUGUUGUCUACUUGGAGGCCCCUCAUGACCUCAGUAUGACAGAGAGGUAUGCCUGGGGAGUGGCUGCUUUGUGCUGGAUUUAUGAGCACUUUCCCUCGGUCGCGGAGUCCACCGCUGAUCAGGACUACGACGAGGCUUCCCUGCGAGUGCGCAGGUGGAUUGCGACGAAGAAGACCGUGAAGAGCAUUCGCACGUCGGCGUACAGGGAGCGCCUGGACCGACUCUGGAUUCCGGAUGUCUGUUGGAUCCCUUAUGGGGAGCAUCGGGAGGUCCGGAACUUCCACGUCAGAUCAUGUUAUUCUGGUCUCUUGUGCUGGAGAGGGUCGUCGCCAAAAUGUUUGAGGUUGAGUGUUCUUUGUCUAUUAUAUGUUAGCUUUUAA
Molecule: messenger RNA, 1260 nt
Organism: Glycine soja
Lineage: Eukaryota; Viridiplantae; Streptophyta; Magnoliopsida; Fabales; Fabaceae
Product: protein MAIN-LIKE 1-like
Exons: 4
Coding region: 1-1260 (419 amino acids)
Biological process (GO): meristem development; meristem maintenance
Source: RefSeq, a predicted model, not a curated record